UAUCCGUGCUUACAGGACACUCCUCGUAACCCAGAAAGGAAGAACAAGGCAAAAAGUCGCGAAAAUUAACGUUUUUGGUGUGCAAACAAGUGAAUUUUGUGUUUCAGGAAAAUUCUCUUUUCCUCACGAAUAUCCCCUCAAGCCGGACAGAGAUUCAUCGCAGUUGAAGAAUUAGGAAGCAAGGAUGUCGUCAUAUUUCACCUAUUUGCAUAACGGUCUGUACAAAGUUCGAAAGGAGUAUAUGCACACCAUAAUGAGUGCCAUGUGGAUCGUUUUGAAUGAUCUAGUGGAUCUAUUUGAGAGGGUAAGGGGAAGAGAGGUGACCGGAAGGAUGAAUGAGGAGCUAAAGAGGCAAACACGUCAAAUCCUCGCAAGAUUCGCUAUGAGUCGAAUUGAGAUUCAACAAUUGAAGGUGAAGCUUGAGGAGGCGGAAACAAAGUACAGGGAUGUCCUUCAGUGUGCUGCACACCUGAAUAUCAAUCAGGAGCCGUUUUUUGCAAGUUUGGCCACAAAAUCCGUCAAAGAUAAGUUCAGUGUGAUUCACUUUGCCAGUGACAUGAGUCAAAUUGCAAAUGCAAUUGAGCAGAGUAUCUAUGAGAUUAUUGAGGAUAAAAAUCUGCAGGGGAGACAGAUUGCUGGUCUUGUGUGGAUGAAGGCGCAAAACUACAAGGAGGAUGUGAGGCUGACCUUCAAUGAGUACCACAAUCAGAUUAUGCUGACACAUGGAGAACCAACGCGUCAGCACGAACCUCGUACUGUCUACAGACUAUAAAAAAGAUAAUAGUCUGAAUUACUUGAAAGAAAACCCCAAAGUUGCUCAAAAGAAGGAUUGUUGAAGUCAAGAAAUGAGCUUAACCUUUGGCUAGAAUUAACCUGAAGUACCACCAAGCCAAUGAAUUUGUUUUCUUUCAAAUCUUAAAACUUUUUAUUUUCAUUUUAAUGUUUAACUUUCAAUCAUUUCAAUGUAUAAUUCUAAAUAAUCACAGAAAAACCAAAGAAUUCGUGUAUUCAGUGAAUUUAGUUUUAUUUAAAAGAAUAAAAACCUUUUUUGUCAUGUUUUUAAUACUGAAAUAAAUGACAAUAAAAAAUUA
This is a messenger RNA of Lutzomyia longipalpis, 1091 nucleotides long. RefSeq lists its product as uncharacterized. Lineage: Eukaryota; Metazoa; Arthropoda; Insecta; Diptera; Psychodidae. Bases 185 to 772 code for a protein of 195 amino acids. The transcript has 2 exons. The record is from RefSeq and is a predicted model, not a curated record.